Exaiptasia diaphana is the source of this 3455-nucleotide messenger RNA. Its product is annotated as transcriptional repressor CTCF. Gene Ontology annotation, molecular function: RNA polymerase II cis-regulatory region sequence-specific DNA binding; DNA-binding transcription factor activity, RNA polymerase II-specific. Gene Ontology annotation, biological process: regulation of DNA-templated transcription. Bases 37 to 2637 code for a protein of 866 amino acids. The record is from RefSeq and is a predicted model, not a curated record. Lineage: Eukaryota; Metazoa; Cnidaria; Anthozoa; Actiniaria; Aiptasiidae. The transcript has 10 exons.
CACCCAGUCCUCUCGCAUCAACGUCGGUAAAUCAAGAUGGCGUCAUAUUCUGGAGGGUCACUGGUAAACAGAAACAACUACAGCACAGAACGACAAGAGAAAAACCCUAAAAGCAAACAAAACGAAAUUCUUCUUUACCGAAACAAUGCUCUAGUCGUCAAAGCAGAGCGCGGAGUAACGCUUGGGCUUAUAAAGUUGAUCUACUCGUCUGACGAAAAUAAUUCGGGCCUUCUUCUUGGAGUCCGACCCCGUCUUUCAACUGGCCAAGUGCCGUGUCUUAUUACAUUUGAUUCYACAACACUACAACUCGAUGCGUACGACCUCAUUGUUCAUGGUAAGAUUUGGACGAGAUUUCUUGCAGUGAAUGUUUGUAAAGUUAGAAAUUAUUACGAUUUAUGUUCAAUUUUAAUGACACGUCAAUUAUACUUUAUGCUAGAUUCAGGRUCAACUAGYCCCAGUGAACAGGCAGCCCAACCAUCCAAUCCAACGAAUACWUCMAAUGACCAACCUCAAUCUACAUCWACCAGCCAAAUUCAAGAGAAAAACAAAUCAAUGCAAAUCACAACCACUCAAGAAUGGUCAAACCAAGUGCCUGAUACUUCAGCAARCAAUGCUCAAGAUGACUUCCAUAGUAAUGUUGAUGAGUCUUUACGAGAUGUUGCAGCUCUGAUACCAGACACAAGUAAACCUGAUGAGRCUAGACCRCCCRUGAACUUCAGAGAUGAUUCAAAUGCUGAUAAUCCAGAACCAGAUUCUACWGAAAUGCCAGAGAAGUUUCCAUUUGAACCAGAGCAGUUUGACUUUGAUAUCAAGUCCAUCACACCAGUCCAGACCGACUCAGGAUUACGCUGGCCUUGUGAUCGCUGUGGCAAAGAUUACUGCAGCGCAAGCCAUUUGAAAAGACAUUGGAUUCUACACACAGAUUUCAGGCCUUAUAAAUGUACUCUAUGUGAUAAAAAGUUCCCCUUUCACUGGGAUCUUAAGAGACACAUGACCAAACAUACUGGCAACAAGAGAUUCAAGUGUCCAAAUUGUGAUAAGUCUUUUAAUACACAGAAAGAAUUGAAGUGCCAUAGCUGGUUACAUACAGGUCAAAAGCUUUACAAGUGCCAAGUGUGUAACCACGAACUCUCUUCUUCUGGAAACUUGAAAGUUCACAUGAGAAAGCAUACAGGUGUCAAGCCAUACAAGUGUGAGUUYUGUCCCAGAGCCUUCUACAUGAUGGGCCAUUACCAGUACCAUAAGAUGAGACAUACGGGAAUCAAGCCGUAUAAGUGUGAUAUAUGYGGCAAGACUUUCAGUUUCUCCUUGAACUUGAGAGAACACAACAAUAUACAUACUGGAGCAAAGCCAUACGGUUGCCCGAAAUGCGAGAAAAAAUUUGCCCAUCGUUCGACGCUCAAGCAACACAUCCUGGUCCAUGGCGGUGAACGUCCAUACAAGUGUCAUAUCUGCUCAAAAGACUUCGUACAGAGUUCUAACUACCGUAUGCAUCUACUCACUCACCAGGACAAGGAACUAAGAAUGCAGAAGUGUGAUCUGUGUGGAAAGGAGUUGUUGUCAAGACGAUGGGUUUCCAAACACCGACAAAGAUGCCUCAAGAAACUAAUGGAAGGAAAGGACGGGAAAACAAAAAAAACAAGAGAACCCAGGCAAGAAUACACGUGCGACGUCUGYUCAAGGGUCUUUAAAUAUCGCGCCAACUUUGACACGCACUGCAAGAAAGCUCAUGUACCAGGAGCCGAAGAGAAAAAGAAACCAACGAGCUCCAAGAAAACUACUAAGAAUAAAGUUGCUUGUCCGAUUUGUCAGAAAAAGUUCCUUUAUAUUAGUUGCGUGAAGAAACAUUUACAGAAGAGACACGCUGGGGUUGAAAUGGCUGUACCAGAGAACAUGCAAUCCGCGAGUAACCUUAAGGAUUCGUCGUUUGCUAUCACGAGUGGGGAGGAUUCACGAGUUGUGAUUCGAUCUUCAGCGAGUAAAACGAAUGAGCAAUCGCAAGAAAGCACUUCAAGCUCAUCAGCCUCCCAAGUCGAAGUGAUUCCUAUCGUCCAACCUGUACCCACAAUCCAUAUACAACCCACAGGGAACCCAAGCUCGUCGCAGAAGAGCGUUACCUUCAUUUUUGUUCCUUCAACGACGUCCAAUACAAAACCGGUUAAACCAGUUAAAUCAACCAAGGCYGUCAAACAAUCCACUAAUGGCUCAAGUGCGAGCUAUUCGGUGUCAAGAAAUGAGGAGGUUAGUAAAGAGAAAGCCCCAGAAACAGGAUCGCAGGCCAUUUCAGCGCUAAAGAAACUGUCAGCWAAAGUAGGAAUCCAGGACCCUAACGGUUCAGAAGAACACAGGAAAACCGUCCAGUCAAAGCAUCUAUCUGCCUUAGAGCAGCUCAACAAGAGAGUAGGAGAUUAUGGAAGCGUUGCCUUGGAAACAGUGCAUCCUGCACCACCGCGUGACCAAGUACCGUCACAAGAUCACCUUGCAUCGCGUGACGCACAAGUGCGUGACUUACCAAACGUUGUGGAAACAGUGACAUCGGAAAAGACUGACGAAAGGAGAGAGGUAACGACAACCAUUGUAUCUAGAAGUGUACAGCAAAAUCAGGUUGGUGGGAAUGCUAGGGGUGUUGAAACUUAAUCCUAGAUCACGCCAAAUGACGAGUUGUUCAAAAUGGCGUGACGGAAGUGACGCCAAAACCGGAAGUGGUUCACAGUACCGGAAGUGGUGUAAAGGGCUUACGGUAGCAGUCGUCAGCUUUCUCUUAGAUAUAUUCUCUGGAAAUGAAGGCCGUAACAGGAAGUGAUACGAAGACGUGGUAACGAUAUUUUAUAGAAACCUAACUAACGACUAACUGGGAAGUUUUACUCUUCAUACUCAAAGAGCGAUACAGAAAGUUACUUUUAAAACUGGAACUUCUAUAAAAUGACGUCACGAAUAUGUUAAUUUUGUGACGUCAUUAGCCUCAGUAAUCAGACGUACUUAGCGGUUCGAUUCUCUCCCGCACAAAUUGGUUUUAUUCAUAGGAAGAAACAAUUUGGAAUUUUUGUUGUGUUGGAAGCGUACAACUGGGAAAGGACAAUUGUAGCCCUUUUUAGGAUUGCUUCAAGAUCUUGGGAACGCCGUAUGACGUCAUAGUUUUAUAUGACGUCWUGGUUGCAUAUGACAUCAGGGUUUUAUUUGACGUCAUGGUUUCAUAAACUCUGAAUUUUCGUUUAAAAUUCUCUUUGGACGGACACGUAGUCCAUUGAGGCAUUUGAAUCGAGCGGAUUGUASAAUAUGAUAUUGUUCGGGGUAAAAAUAAGAAAAAAAUGGGUUGUAUAUAAAUAAAAGAUAUUCAAAAAUUACUGGAGUUUGAACUAAUUUGGCUUCGAAAUUAUUAUUUUUAUCGAGAUAGAUAGGCAAUGAGCACAGAUAUUGACGAUUUGUUUGAAUAAAACACCGGACGAAAUACAAAA